AUGGAAAACGACUCCAGUCUUCAGAGAAGAUUCGAAGCAGCUGUUAAAGUGAUGAGGACUUUACCUGCAUGUGGUGUCUUUGUGCUGUCUGAUGACUUGCUGAUAAAGUUUUACACCUUCCACAAACAAGCCACAGUCGGAGCCUGUAACACCGCCAGACCCUGCGGCUGGGACGCGCCGAGUAAAGACAAGUGGGAGGCCUGGAAAGCAUUAGGUGACAUGUCUAAGGAAGAAGCCAUGAAGGCGUACGUUGACGAGAUCCUCCUGAUUUUGGAGAUGAUUCCUGUGACGGAGGAGGUGUCCGAGCUGCUGGACGUGCUCGAACCCUUUUACGAAGUGGUGGAAAAUGAGGAUGAGGACGAAGAUACCGACACGACCAGCAAACCUGUGAUGACGACGAUGUCCUCAGGAAGCAGUGAGGAGUGGAGAGGAAGUUCUGGAGAAGGUGUAGAUGAUGACGUGGAGGAGGACGAUGAUGCUGAAGAUGUGAUGAGUCUGACGCUGGACUACAGAGAUGAGAGAGGAGGAUCUCCGGUGUGUAUUGACAGCGUCUCCUCUCUCACCAAAAGCACACACAGCUCCUUAAAUAUGGACAAGGAAGAGGAGGAGCUGGAGCACAGCCGAGAGACGAGACGAGAGACGAGACGAGACUCUCUAGAUCGCUUUCUUCAGCUCCUCACUGAUGAUUGCCUUACAGAUGGUUGUGAUGUCAGUGGGCCGGAUCAGCUGAGUGAGGUGUGCAGUCACUCAGUGAGAGCUGAAAAGGGUUCAGGAGGCCUCAGAGCAGCUGCAGCUCGAGCCAAAAAGCCAGAGGGGCGAGGGGGAAACACAGAGGAUGAGGGUGUGAGUCAGGAUGGAGAACCACAGGGAGCAGCACUUCCCCCCUUCUGCACAGCAGCACAUGGACCGGUCCAAUCUGUCAUCCUGUCAGCGGGGAGAGGAAGAGGCCAGGGAUUUACUUUAAUUUCAGGGUGUAAUUUAGCAGGAGAAUCCGUCGCUCCGCUCAGUGAUGCCGUGACGUUGAACGGUGAGCGUGUGGUGACGGAUCCGGUGAACACACAGAUCGCCGUGGUGUUGUCACGGUUACAGGACGACAUGCGGAGCGUGUUGGCGAGGCUGAACACGUUGGAGGCUCGGGCCGUGGCGCAGGUUGAAAGGCUCGCUGUCCGCUGUGAGCCUCAUACAUCUCCGUCUAACAAGGUAAUUCCCAUGUGUCCAUCGGUCAUCCCCCAAAUCUCAGUGGCAUUUCUACUCGUCUGGCCUUUUGUCGCGCACUUCUUAGUGCAGCUUUACCUUAAGAAGACAAGGUUGGUGCAACACAUUGUAUAUUUAUAG
Neoarius graeffei (lesser salmon catfish) is the source of this 1335-nucleotide messenger RNA. RefSeq names its product acyl-CoA binding domain containing 5b (gene acbd5b). The transcript is spliced from 11 exons. Gene Ontology annotation, molecular function: fatty-acyl-CoA binding. Gene Ontology annotation, cellular component: peroxisome. Gene Ontology annotation, biological process: fatty acid metabolic process. Bases 1 to 1335 code for a protein of 444 amino acids. The record is from RefSeq and is a predicted model, not a curated record. Lineage: Eukaryota; Metazoa; Chordata; Actinopteri; Siluriformes; Ariidae.